AACGAUUAGAAAAAGAAUCUAAAAUACCUUUUAGAAUACUUAGAAUAUUACAAACCACACUAGUAUCGAUACAAUUACUCUUACAAACACAAGAAGUAACACCAAGUACAUAUGAAUUACAUGAAUCAAUAAUUACAACUGAACAAAGACUACAACAAGCUCACCUAUUAAAUAGAGCUCACACAACACAAGAAGAAAUUAGAACUGCCGAAGCAAUAGAACAAAAAAUAAUAAAUAACUCUAGAUAUUAUAGAAGUACUGAUGAAGAUUAUACUGAUCAAUUAGAACAUCUAACACCUGAAGGAAAAAUAAAACAAGUAAUCAAAACAAUACAAUUAUUAGAAAUACCUCUUUUGGAAGAAAAAGAAGAACUCACCUUACAAAACGCCUUUGAAAAUAAAAAAUAUGUUAACUUAUUCUUAUUUAUCAAAGAAAUACAAGAAUUAGAAUUAAUACAAAAAGAACUACAACAAUACUUAUUUGACAAUAGAUUCACAUCUGACGACAGUGACAACUAUUUAGCUCAAGAUACAAGACAAAGAGCUAACUAUAUCAAAGCAAGAUUAAAUAAAUACCAAAGAACUGGAGAAACAAUAAACCCAUCAUACAGAAUAGAUUACCCAUCAGAUGAAUACUGA
Racocetra persica is the source of this 638-nucleotide messenger RNA. The record is from the annotation of a GenBank genome assembly. NCBI's taxonomy places the organism in Eukaryota, Fungi, Glomeromycota, Glomeromycetes, Diversisporales, Gigasporaceae.